Messenger RNA from Exophiala oligosperma, 2816 nucleotides. RefSeq lists its product as uncharacterized. The transcript has a single exon. The coding region runs from base 482 to 2650 and encodes 722 amino acids. The record is from RefSeq and is a predicted model, not a curated record. NCBI's taxonomy places the organism in Eukaryota, Fungi, Ascomycota, Eurotiomycetes, Chaetothyriales, Herpotrichiellaceae.
GGCGCGGCCGAGAACCACCCAGGGCCACCAGACAGCCAAUACUCCUCGUCCCUUUCCCGUCCCACUCCCUCUGCUGCCAGCGUCCGACCGCGUGCUUCCAAAAUGAUCGCUUGGUCGUGAGGAUUCCACAACGGCCGUCCUCCAAUCGUCAGCCACAGACCAAGUCCCUCGCUUCUUGCAUCCUCGUUCCCUCGACCUCGUCCGCUACUGCAUCUCCCGUAUGCAUUCACUCUCACUUCUUUUCAGCUGGCUGGACAGAACAUAGAUAUCAAGCAUUGCGUCUGUGUGUGCCUGAACCGUCCAGACUUGUCAUGCCGCCGUUUGUCAGCUGCUGUCACUGCUAUGCAGCGAACGGACUGACAGUCCUUUGUUUCCUUUGACUUGUUAUCCUCCGUCACCUCCGACGUUACGAAUGACUUGACCACACCUUUGAACCACCGAUCUUUCUUACGAAUCAUCCUGUACCGAGACUCGAAACACCAUGGGGGUCUUGAACAUUCCUUCCAAAGGCCUUACCCUUCGGCAUGCCUCCGAGCAUGACACCUCAGAGAAACGGGCCAGGGAACCGCCACAGGUGUUCCGUCUGGACCUGGUCGAAAACGUAACCAAGGAACUCGUUCGGUCCCUCAACAACAAAGAACAAGUCAAACUGAGAUGUGGUAGAAGACCACUCAUACAAGUUGGGAAGAAGGCAAUACCUCUUGAAAGCACCCUCGACUCUUUCCCCUCUGAGGUCUUCAAAAGAUCUACACAUGAUGCCGAGUUGUUAUACUUUUCUGGGAAGUCGAGCCACAGACUGGAAGUACAGAAAGCAGAAGAAGCCACUGCCAAAAGUGACGAGGCGUUGGCUACAUUGGAGAGCACCCUGAAGUCGAUCCAGGAGCAAAGAGCGUCCAAUGAAACGAGUAUAAUAGGUGGUAAACAACAUGCUGGGAGAAAGGAUGUCAAAAGCUCUCCGUUCUUGGGGCAAAGCUCUACGGCUCUCAGAAAAGAUCUUCUGGGAGGGCUGUCAUCAUCGCGCCCAUCCAGCCCUUUUCUCUCAGCCAGCUACUCUCCAAGAUUGGGACCAACAUCUAUCGCUUUGUCUCCCGGUGUCUCUGCAAAAGACAGGGUCCGACUCGACGCCAUUCGCAUCCCACUGGUUCAUCUUCUGGCUGCCCGAUCCAUGUCUCUCAAGGAGAUGUGCAAGCAGCUACGGGCUAGCAAAGAGGACUGCGAACGACUGAUAGAGAAAGUCGCUAGAGAUUCCAAACAAGGUGACGGUCUGAAAGAGCUGAAGGAGAAAUCCUAUCGCGAGUUGGACGUUUGGAAAUUCCCUUACCGGACCUCUGAUGAAAGACAGGCAGCCAUCGAUCAUGCCAUCCAAGCAUACGAUCGUAUGCGGGUAGAAAAGAAGGAUACCUUGUGGCAGUUGUUGUUGCCUCAGGAGGAACGGGGCAAAGGCAAAAUCCUAUCAAGGCUCAAUUUUGAUAAGCCCGUUGCACCAAAAUCGACAGGAGAUGACGGCAACGAGAGCAAGAACGAGGCCUCUGACAAGGAACCUUCGAAAUCAAAGACGAAGAAGGACGAUACUGCGGCUACUCUAAGGAAAGCUAAAGACAAGACCCAUAGCACGAAGACCGCUCUUAAGGGAGACGGUGCCGUCUCGAGUCGUGGGAAAAAUACCCCCCAGCCUCCAAGCAAGGCUUCCAAACCCGAGGGCAAGUUCAAAUCUUCAGAACGGAUUGAGGACUCCGACGAGGACGCCGACGCAUCAGAGGUCACUGCCUCCCAAUCUAAUAACACUAAGUCUUCAGCUGUCGGUAAAAAACCCGAGCAGGAUAAGGCGAGAUCACAGAAGCCGUCACAAAAUGUUGCGUCACCGCGAAAAGUGAUGCACAAGUCAUCUACGUCCAGUUCAUCAUCAAGUGGGAAUGAAAAGGGGCGACCAGCAGCAACGAGCACCACAAAACCCUUGAAACCUCAACCAAAGUCGGAAGGAACGACGUCCCGUAUUUCGCCCAGACCUAGACACGAUAGUUCACCGUCGAAACCGUCACCGCUUGGAUCUUCGCCUCCUACCACCUCCACUGAUGCUGACAAUUCCAGCUCGAGCAAAGCUUCGAACCAGUCCUCGGCGCCAUCAUCCCCGCCUUCAAGCGUUGAUCUACCAAAGCCAAAGCAGGGUACCAAGUACUCUCCCGUUGUUGCCGAUAAAAGCCAACCUGUUUCUCGAGGGAGAAGCCCAGACAGAAGUCCUGCCAAGCGAAAAGCCUCGCCUUCGGAAGAGGAAAGACCCUCGAAACGCAAGCAGUCGGAAGCUAGUCGUUCAGCGAUGCCCACAAACGGUACUGCCGAGCAACUAAAGCGACCAACCCCUGUCCGGAGAGAUACUGAACGAUCUUCUUCGCCGGAAAAACGUGGUCCCAACCGACAAGACAUCAUUGAGGAUGCCAAGCGCUUUCAAAAGUACUAUAAGAAGUACAAGGAUCAGUACGAGCGGAUAGCACAAAUGGAGGAGAACGAGCGUGAUGAUAAAGACAUGGCUGAUCUGUGGAAGAUGCAUAAACGCCUGAAGGAGAUGAAGGCCGACAUCUGGAAGAACUGGGGCAAGGUUGAUACGGACACAAAAGUUGAUAAUGUUAUGAGGGAAAUGGUGGCUGUUCAAUGAACGGAUUUGCCAUUCCUCUUUCUGCAUGUUUAUGGAAGCAAUGAUGAGGUCUCAGAAUUUCUGAUACUCCAGUGAGUUGAAUGACCCUCUUAACGAGAUCAUCGAGAGUUACAAAAUCUAAAAAAUGAUUCAUCAAUUCUGCAGUGACUGUGCUUAGAAUAACCUG